AUGAUUGAUACCGGAUCCUCCCUUUCCACGAACACCAACAUUCACCCCUGACGGAUCCGAGAAUUAUAAGAGCACAGCUUGAUUUUUCUGUUAACUGGGGCCAGCGUCGCUCUUUUCUCGCCGUUCGAGUCGUGUACCGAUUGCCGUCGGUACCCGCUUCAAUCUGUAUCUGUAACCGCUACCACCAUCACCUGAGGCUCUGAAUACAAUGGACAUCUCUUCGAUCCUCCAAGGCGGUUACCAGCACCCCUUGUCGCGGUCAUGGCAGGGCCGGAGGACGCUGACCAAGUCCAUGCUCAUGUACCCCAUCUUCAUCACGGACGACCCGGAUGCGAGGGUGGAAAUCAAGAGUUUGCCUGGUCAGUGCCGCUGGGGAGUGAAUAAACUCGAGGAGUUUCUGGGGCCGCUGGUGAAGAAGGGCUUGAAGAGUGUUAUCUUGUUCGGAGUGCCUCUCAAGUGCAACAAGGACGAGAAAGGCACCCCAGCAGACGACCCCGAAGGUCCUGUCAUUCUCGCUAUCAAGAAGCUGCGCACCCUCUACCCCGACCUCUACAUCGCCUGCGACGUGUGCCUCUGCGAAUACACCUCGCACGGGCACUGCGGCUUCCUCAACCCUGACGGCACCAUCGACAUCGAGCCCUCAGUGACGCGCAUCGCGCAGGUCGCGCUCAGCUACGCGAAGGCUGGCGCGCACUGCGUCGCGCCGAGCGACAUGAUGGACGGGCGCAUCAAGGCGAUCAAGAGGGCGCUGAUCGACGGCGGCUACGGGAAUCGGUGCACCCUCAUGAGUUACUCUGCGAAAUUUGCGAGCGCUUUGUACGGGCCGUUCAGAGACGCAGCUGGCAGUGCGCCAGCUUUCGGCGACCGUAAAUGCUACCAACUUCCACCGGCAGCCAAGGGACUCGCGCGUAGGGCCAUCACUCGCGAUGUCAACGAAGGCGCCGACAUCAUCAUGGUAAAGCCCUCGCUUCCCUACCUCGACAUCAUCGCGGAUGCCGCGGAGCUCGCCCCCGAUCACCCGCUUGCCUGCUACCAAGUCAGCGGCGAGUACGCGAUGGUCUGCGCGGGUGCUGCCGCUGGUGUGUACGACUUGCGUGUGAUGGCAUUCGAGACGGUGGAGAGUAUGGUCAGAGCGGGUGCUACGUUAAUCCUCACGUACUUCACUCCCCAGUUCUUGGAUUGGUUGGAAGCUUAAGGCGCGGCGUUGCGCAGUGUGAAAUGUCUUGUAUAAAGAUACAAACUGUUGUAUUGCUGCAGCUGGAAUCUCAGUCAGGGAUCAAAUAAACAUGGUACACUACACUAAUACAAUAAGAUACAUGUCACAUCCGCCCACAAUAAAU
Gloeophyllum trabeum ATCC 11539 is the source of this 1340-nucleotide messenger RNA. Its product is annotated as tetrapyrrole biosynthesis, porphobilinogen synthase. Gene Ontology annotation, molecular function: zinc ion binding; porphobilinogen synthase activity. The transcript is spliced from 6 exons. Gene Ontology annotation, biological process: heme biosynthetic process. NCBI's taxonomy places the organism in Eukaryota, Fungi, Basidiomycota, Agaricomycetes, Gloeophyllales, Gloeophyllaceae. The record is from RefSeq and is a predicted model, not a curated record. Gene Ontology annotation, cellular component: cytosol. Bases 209 to 1195 code for a protein of 328 amino acids.